This is a messenger RNA of Camelina sativa (false flax), 831 nucleotides long. RefSeq names its product MATH domain and coiled-coil domain-containing protein At1g31390-like. NCBI's taxonomy places the organism in Eukaryota, Viridiplantae, Streptophyta, Magnoliopsida, Brassicales, Brassicaceae. The record is from RefSeq and is a predicted model, not a curated record. Gene Ontology annotation, molecular function: protein binding.
AUGGAGAAGCAAUAUGAAAAGAAGAUAACAUGGACAAUUAAGAAUUUCUCCUCUUUGCAAUCUGAGAAACUCUAUUCUCUUCCAUUCGUAGUCGGUGGCUCCAAAUGGCGUUUUCUCGUCUAUCCCAAGGGAAAAGGGGUCAUUGUUGAUGAUUAUUUGUCUCUGUAUCUGGAUGUCCCUGAUUCUGAUAGUUUGCCUAAUGGAUGGAAAAGGCACACCAAAUUUCGCUUAACUGUUGUAAACCAAAUUUGGGAGAGAAUCUCCCAACAUAAAGAAGGAGAAUAUUGGUUUGAUCAGAAGAUGCCUACUAGUGGUUUUUCAGCAAUGCUUCCCCUUAACAAACUUAUUGACAUAAAUGAUGGGUUUCUUGUGAAUGGAGAAGUCAAGGUUGUUGCUGAGGUUGGUGUUCUUGAAGUUAUUGGCGGAUCAGAUGUGUUAGAGGAAACUUUAUUAGUUCAUGAAAGCGUUGAUGUCAAUGGGUUUCAAGUUCUUCCCUCACAGGUAGAGUCUGUGAACAACCUCUUUAACUGGUACCCAGACAUUGCAUCGAAAUUCUGUCUAGAGAACCCACAUCUGAGAACAACAUACUUGAAUAGCCUACUAAGCUUGACUGAGAUUAUGUGCAAGUCCCCUAAGAAACUCUCCAAUAAUGAUCUGGUCAACGCAUAUUCUACACUAUCUUAUGUAGCAAAAGCGGGGUUUAAGCUGGAUUGGUUGGAGAAGGAGCUGAAAGAGGUUGGCCAGACUCGGGCGCGAGACAUUGAGGAAGAGUUGAAGGACAUGAAGCAAAAGUGCGCAGACAUGGAGGCUCUGCUGGAAUUCUUGAGAUGA